CCUCUUCCGGGGCGGCAGCCAUGUUCUGGAGGGCUCUGAGGAGACGCUGGGAGUCCUACAAGUACCGCUUCGUGCCCUGGAUCGCCUUCAAUCUCCGCCACAAGCGCAGAACCCUGCGGUUUGUACCAGAAGAAUCAAAAGACAAAAUAGUUCCUGAUGAAGAUGUCCUUAAAACACUACUGAAAACCUUUAGAGCCUUAUUUAUAAAUGACUUGAGAAGGCAAAUGUUUCUUCUUAACUUCCUUCCGAAACUUAAAUCCAAAUAUCCAGAGCUAGAGACAGCUUGUUCUACGAUAUCCAAAGUAGUUGAUGACAACCAGCAAAGUCAAAUCAUCUUUAAUCCAGAAGAAGUUCUAUUUAAUACAUUAGGAUUCAGUAUUACACGAAGCUGCAGUUCCUUGGUUUCUGCUGGCACAGGAGUCUUUGUAACCAAAGGUUUAGUUCCAAAAGGGACAGUUGUAUCUAUGUAUCCUGGUACAGUCUAUGAAAAGUAUGAGCCCAUAUUUUUCCAGUCCAUUGGCAACCCAUUUAUAUUUAGAUGUAUAGAUGGGGUGCUUAUUGAUGGGAAUGACAAGGGAAUCUCAAAGGCUAUCUACAGGUCAUGCAGUAAAAGAGACCAAUUUGGUCCUUUAAAGAUGAGUGAUGCCUUUUGGCUUACAAAUAGUAUGCAGAAUCCACUGGCAGUGGGGCAGUAUGUCAACAAUUGUUCAACAGAGAAAUCAGCAAAUGUAUGUUACCAGGAGUUUGAUGUACCUGAAUAUUUUCCUAUAGAAUUUAAACAGUAUCUUCCAAAUAUCAAGUACAGUCAUGAAGUACAGAGGCCCUUGAGAUGUGUAGUUCUUGUGGCUCUACAAAGUAUUGGGCCAGGAGAAGAACUUUUCUCAAACUACUACACAAUUAUCAGCUGAGCCCGAGGAACUUACAUGAAGAACUCUGGCAACCUCAGUUUCCUCUUGUAUGGAGUUCCAUGCACCUGAAAUCACUCCAGAACUCCUGACUUUGGUAUAUGGUUUCCAAGGGGAGAGAGAACUUCCAUAAACAAAUGGCUUAACCCACCAGGGAAUAAGAAGUGGUUAACUUCAGGAGUCUGAGCCUCUGAGUGGCAGCAAGUUUCUUCUAGCAAUGACCACAAUCUGAUUAAAUUCACCUGAACGCAACUAUACAAGGCAAUGAAAAGACAAAACUGUGGCCAAAUAAAUCCAUUUUUAAAACUGUAUAAGCUAUAGUACUCUACAGCAAGACUAGUAAUACUUACCACUUGCUCACUAUGUCUUAAGCAAUAUUAUGCAAAAUUACACAAUUCAACGAACUUUUGGAAACAUUACUGUAUUUAUUGUCCCAAGAUGCCAUUGCCAUUUCAAAAAAUGAUUUACAAAGCGAUUUGUUUUUUCCUGUCUUUAUUUUUCAGAUGUGCUUAUGGUGAGAGUGGGGGCUACCAUUUUUGAAAGUCAUUUUUGUUAUUUCCCAGUACUGAUCUGUUAAGCCUAUGAAAGAGGUUAAAAUAAAAAGGCUGAAUUGCUCAA
Anolis carolinensis (green anole) is the source of this 1523-nucleotide messenger RNA. RefSeq names its product SET domain containing 9 (gene setd9). The transcript has 7 exons. NCBI's taxonomy places the organism in Eukaryota, Metazoa, Chordata, Lepidosauria, Squamata, Anolidae. Gene Ontology annotation, molecular function: protein binding. Bases 21 to 908 code for a protein of 295 amino acids. The record is from RefSeq and is a predicted model, not a curated record.